UCUCAAAGAACUACCGAGUAAUGUAGCGGCGUCCUUAUAGAUAUUUGUACGACAAUACAUAUAUGUAUACAAACGUGCUAGUGUGCAGUGUAUGUAAACAUUUUCAAGCUAAAACACGUCGUAACUUGAGAGACAAACACGUGCUUGUGAAGUUACUUGGAACAAAUCUUCGGUUAUUAUUUUAUAUUGGAUAUGUGAGCUCGAGUUUAUUAUUGUGUUCAGUAUAGUGAGUGAACUACGUCGAGAUCAGUUAUUAGCGGUUUUUCUAUCAUUGAGUGUAGUUAAUGUAAAAAACAAUUGAAAUAUUAGAAAUUUCAAGACAAUCGCGAUGUCGUCAUCUGAUACUAAUGAUUUGAGAUAUCGAUUAGUAGUGUUUGUCGGUAGCAAAAAAAAACAAGAAGUAAUUGACAUUGUCCCCAGUGCUUGGAUUUAUUAUGACAAUAAAUCAAAAAUAUUAAAGUGCAAAUUUAUGCCAGAAACUAUGUACGAUGAAAAAAAUUUAAAAGUGCUAAAUGAUAUGGUAAAACGUGGUACUGAACCUUGUCACGAUUGGCCAUGUUAUCCCAUUGAGAUUCGGGGACGAGCACGUUCAUAUAAAGAAGCUGAGACAUUAAUUAAAAAAUUACAAUAUGAACCCUAUGCAUACUCAACAGAUAAUGAAGCUUCAGCUAAAUGUAAAGCGAAGGAAGACGAAAGCUAUUACAAAGAAAAAGCAAAGGAAACAACCGCGGAAGAAUUAUUUGCAAGCGCGUUUAUAAAAUUCGAUAAUGAUAUUCAUUCAUUUUCUGGAGAUGGCAAUCUAAGUUCUGAGAACAAUGAGGAGUCUGAAAUAUCUCGCAAGAAAAGUGGCAAAUCCCAAAAACAAUCUAAAAAGGAAGGAAACUAUACUAAAAUCAAGACUACUUCUUCGACUAAGCGCAAAAAAAAAUCAAAAAGAAAUGAAAGCUGCUCAGAAAGUUCAACCAGUGACAAUGAUAUAGUAUCAUCAUUGAAGUUUCGAAAAUUAACUCGAGAAGGAAGCAAGAAACCCGGCAAUUCUUUUUCCAGUAACGACGAAGACGAUUCACGCAAUGAUGACUUUGUCACUGACAAAUCGUUUGGCAAACACAAAUUACCAAUAAAGAUGGUCACAAAAAAAUUUUCUCCUAACAAAGGAAUGCGAAGAAAUUAUGAGGCCAAAAACAAAAAAAGUUUAGAAACAGGAAAAGGAAAUAAUAGCUCUGCAAAUAAUUCUAGUAUCAGCAAUGAUGAUAGUAAUGAAACGGAAAAAUAACCAACAAACAAGGAUGAAAAAAAGACCAGCGGUUUACAUUUUACUAAAAAUAAAGAAAAUACACCUAAUAAUGACGGAACUGGACUUUCUGUUCAAAUAAAAAGCUUGUCAAAAAAGUCGGUACCAACAAAGUUUUUUAUGGACGAAGAUUUGCUGUCUCGAGUUGUAAAAAAACAAUUGAUUCCCGUAAUUGACGAACAAAAACGUUUAAGCUCUCAACUCCAGUCAAUAACUAAGAUGGUGAAUGACUUAAAAGGGAUCGCCAUCGAAAUGCAAAGAGCGUAUACUUUAAAUAUUGCGACUGGUUCAGCAGUAAUAGUAGAAGCAGGUGACGACGAUGCAAUAAAAUUACCAUGCACCGAAGUGACCGAUUUUGAUCAAUUUAAUGAUAAAUUAAAAGAUGAUCAAAAUUACCGACAAAAUAUUAUCCGAAGGCUGAUACCAUUGAUUAAUAUUAAACAAUCUAUCGUCAAAAAUGUGACACCCAUGAUAAGAUUUGGAAUGGCACGAGAAUUAGCUUUAAAAUUUAACUUAAAAAAAAGCUAAUGAUAAAAGACCAAAAAUUUUUAUUAAUACUGAAUUUUAUAAAGUUUUAAAAGUUGUCAUUGUUAACAAAUUUUCAAAAUCCGAAAAUGAACCGUUAUCCGAUUCCGUUGUGAACGAGAGUAUCGCAUCGGUUUUAAAUCAUUGCGGUGACUGGGAAGGUGGACGGACAGUAAGGAAAAAAGCUGCACAAGAUAAACGAAAUGCACCACAAAGAAUUCUAGAAGGAGGAGAAACGAACGAAGAGAAUAACAAUAAGGACAAAGGAGAGGAAAACUGACUAACUCAAGUUUCUUUGCUUAAUACUGAUUAUAUUAGAUUAUAUUUCAAAAUUAUGUAUUAUGUUUG
This is a messenger RNA of Microplitis demolitor, 2164 nucleotides long. RefSeq names its product micronuclear linker histone polyprotein. The record is from RefSeq and is a predicted model, not a curated record. The coding region runs from base 329 to 1273 and encodes 314 amino acids. Lineage: Eukaryota; Metazoa; Arthropoda; Insecta; Hymenoptera; Braconidae. The transcript is spliced from 8 exons.